Knipowitschia caucasica is the source of this 984-nucleotide messenger RNA. The record is from the annotation of a GenBank genome assembly. Lineage: Eukaryota; Metazoa; Chordata; Actinopteri; Gobiiformes; Gobiidae.
AUGUCAGGGAAGAGUUUUCGAGUAAGCGACGGGGACUGGAUUUGUCCUGAUAAAAAGUGCGGAAAUGUGAACUUUGCGAGGAGAACGAGCUGUAAUCGUUGUGGUAGAGACAAAACCACUGAGGCCAAGAUGAUGAAAGCUGGAGGGACUGAAAUUGGGAAAACCCUGGCUGAAAAAAGCAGAGGACUCUUUAGUGCAAAUGACUGGCAGUGUAAAACAUGCGGCAACGUAAACUGGGCCAGACGUUCUGAGUGCAACAUGUGUAAUACACCCAAAUAUGCCAAGCUUGAAGAAAGAACAGGUUAUGGCGGUGGCUUCAAUGAACGAGAAAAUGUGGAAUAUAUUGAACGCGAAGAGUCGGAUGGAGAGUAUGACGAGUUUGGUAGAAAAAAGAAAAAGUUCAGAGGUAAAACUAGCAGCACCUCCUCUAAAGAAGGUGAAAAGAAGGAACCGAAAAAGGAAGCAGCAGUAGCACCACCACCAGAAGAGGAGGAGGAAGAUGAUGAAGAUGGGGACCUGUCGAAAUAUAAAUUAGACGAUGAUGAUGAGGAGGAGGAUGAAGACGGUGACCUCUCGAAGUACGACUUGGAUGCCAGUGACGAGGAGGGGGAUAAGGAGACGGAAAAGAAGGAGGAGAAGGAGGUGAAGAAGGGCAGUCGCUCGGGCUCGUCUCGCUCUUCUUCUCGCUCCUCCAGCUCCGCCUCUCGGUCGAGGUCCAGGUCCCGCUCUAGAAGCUCGUCCAGCUCCAGGUCUGGCUCUCACUCCAGGUCCCGUUCCAGAUCCAGCUCCAGGUCUGGAAAAGGCUCAUCCCUGAAGGCCUCUCGCUCGCCCUCCUCUUCCCCCGAGAGGACACUCAAACGCAGUCGCUCCCGCUCCUCUUCUGCAGAGAGGAAACGCAAGCGCUCUAGAUCCCAUUCGUCCGAAAGAAAACGUGGGCUGUCCCCUGGUUCAUCAAAUUCUGGCUCCAGUUCAAAAAAGAAAUAA